Molecule: messenger RNA, 3301 nt
Organism: Alosa alosa (allis shad)
Lineage: Eukaryota; Metazoa; Chordata; Actinopteri; Clupeiformes; Clupeidae
Gene: srpk3
Product: SRSF protein kinase 3
Exons: 16
Coding region: 60-2306 (748 amino acids)
Biological process (GO): spliceosomal complex assembly; regulation of mRNA processing; protein phosphorylation
Molecular function (GO): ATP binding; protein kinase activity
Source: RefSeq, a predicted model, not a curated record
CAGCAGAGCGCAUGCGCAAGCAGUGAAACCAGCUACGGUGCGUGGUGACAGCUGCACUGAUGAUAUCGAUGAACGUCUCCAGCGGUAACAACAAUCCGCAUAGUACUCCAGGCAAGAAGCACAAAAAGAAAAGCAAGAAGCAUCGCAAAGGAACUGGUGAGGAUAUUCCCCGAAUCGAUCUUGGGCCCCCAUUGCCCACUGCAGAUGAAUUGUGUCACAUCCUAACGAUCCACACGCCCUCCAGUCCCCCGAAAACUCCCCCCACCCCUCCGCUCACCCUGUUCCCGAACCCCCCUGACCUGCAGCCCACCGCCCCACUGCCCCAGUCCCUGCCCAUCUCCAUCCCCAGCUCCAGUCCCAUCUCGGCCUCCCCGCCUGCCUCCGUGCCUGGCUCUGACCCUGCACCACCCUCCCCCACCAGCCUCGCUUCGCCUCUAUCCACCCCGGUCACCACCAUCACCCCCUCCGUGAGCCUUCCGCCGGUGCUGUCCACCACCCCACCUACCUCACAGACCCUCUCCGGCCGGAGUGAGACCCCCCCUCCGCAGACCCUCAGUCCCCCGCCACCGGACUUCACCCCUCCUCCUGCUGAGCUGCUGGGAUCAGAUGAUGAGGAGCAGGAGAACCCAACAGAUUACUGCAAGGGAGGAUACUACCCAGUGAAGAUCGGAGACUUGUUUAAUGGCAGAUACCACGUUGUGAGGAAACUAGGAUGGGGGCACUUCUCUACAGUGUGGCUUUGCUGGGACCUUCAGAGGAAACGUUUUGUGGCGCUCAAGGUGGUGAAGAGUGCCCAGCACUACACAGAGACGGCCCUGGAUGAAAUAAAGCUGCUGAAAUGCGUUCGUGACAGUGACCCUACAGACCCAAAGCGACAGACUAUUGUACAGCUCAUUGAUGACUUCAAAAUAUCCGGCGUUAACGGUGUUCAUGUUUGCAUGGUGCUCGAGGUGCUCGGCCAUCAGCUGCUGAAGUACAUCAUCAAGUCCAACUACAUGGGCCUGCCGAUGGUCUGUGUCAAGAGCAUCCUCAAACAGGUUCUUCAAGGUCUGGACUACCUACACACCAAAUGCAAGAUCAUCCACACAGACAUCAAGCCAGAGAACAUCCUGCUGGAUGUGAACGAGGUGUACAUCCGGCGCCUGGCUGCCGAGGCCACAAUAUGGCAGCAGUCUGGAGCCCCGCCCCCCUCAGGCUCCUCUGUUAGCUCCGCCCCAAGGGAAAAUCAGAUGGGGAAGAUCUCCAAGAACAAGAAGAAGAAGCUGAAGCGGAAGGCCAAGCGGCAGCAGCGUCUGCUGGAGGAGCGGCUCCAGGACCUGCAGCGCUUGGAGGAGCUGGACGGCGAGCCGGCCGCCGGGACAACAGGCAGCCAGGCCAGGGCCCUGUGGAGGCUGCAGGAGGAUGACGAGGAGGAGGCCGAGGGCUUCCCGCCAGGUGAGACAGGGAGGUCAGAGGGCAGGCAGGCACGCCUGAGGAAGGAGCCGCCGGUAAAAGGUCGCUCUGUGUUCAACGGAAACGGGAACCUGCGGACCCACGGCAGUAAGGGCAGCCCUGAGUCGGGCUCCUCGUGGCUGGAGGAUGGCUGUAAUGGUCACAGCGGCGGUGGCGGGCCCAUGCGCUUCUCCAGCCCCGGCUCGGGCCUGUCCGGCAUGUCUAGCUCGGUGCUCUCGACCACCUCCGAGUCGGCCCUGUCCACGCUGUCCGGCUACUCCACAGGCAGAGAUAGCCAGCGCUCGGCCCUCUCCUCCAACUCGUACAGCGCUGCAGACUUCCUGGUGAACCCACUGGAACCACAAAACGCAGACAAAAUCCACAUCAAGAUUGCAGACCUGGGCAACGCCUGCUGGGUGCACAAGCACUUCACAGAGGACAUUCAGACACGCCAGUACCGAGCCCUAGAGGUACUCAUAGGGGCCGAGUACGGCACCCCAGCAGACAUCUGGAGCACAGCCUGCAUGGCUUUUGAGCUGGCCACCGGAGACUAUCUGUUUGAGCCUCACUCAGGAGAGGACUACACCAGAGAUGAAGAUCACAUAGCUCACAUCAUCGAGCUGCUGGGAGCCAUUCCACCUCACCACGCCCUCUCAGGACGCUACUCCCGCGAGUACUUCAACCGCAGAGGAGAGCUGCGGCACAUAGCCAACCUGAAGCCGUGGGGUCUGUUUGAGGUCCUGCUGGAGAAGUACGAGUGGCCACUGGAGCAGUCGGCCCAGUUCAGCGACUUUCUGCUGACCAUGCUGGAGUUCCUGCCCGAGAAGCGGGCCACGGCUGCUGAGUGUCUGCAGCACCCCUGGCUCAACUCCUAACACACACACACACACACACACACACACUUCGACUCAAUAGAGCGACUCCUGACAACACCACAUAUGAUCAUGCACUGGAGGAAAAAAAGACUCCUUACUCACUUAAAUACACUGGGAUGAUCUAUACAGUCACAGCAUAUGCACACAGUCACACAGAGGUCUGAGCAACUCAGCCUUGCACAUAUGCACACAUGUUGCACAAACACUCAAAAGCAUUGGAGCAACUCCUUAUGCAUCGCGCACACACACACACACACACACACACACACACACACACACACACACACACACAGGAGAACCUGUCAGUACUUUGUACAUGCUUUGUCUCAACAGCACUAGCAGAUGAACUCCCAACGUACACACACAUACACCACAUACACAAACCAUGCUAUUUUCCACUUUUUUGACUAGCUCCCCUCCUUGCUUAUUCCUGCGUGCACACACACACACACACACACACACACACACACACACACACACACACAGACACAGACACAGACACAUGCUAAUCCUUCCCCCGCACUCUCCCAGCAGUCGGUCAGUUCCUAUACUCCCAGGUGCACACAUCUCUGAAUGUAUCACGAGUAUUAUGGUAAAACAAACUUCAGAUUACCUGACUCUGAGCACACAGCUAGCCACAGUGUAACCUCAGUCUACGUUUCUUUUUAAUUACUAUUCUUAUUAUUAUUACUAUUAUUAUUAUUAUUACUACGGAGCUUUGAUUUAUGUAAAUGUUUGGAAUAAAAUGUCUGCAGUCUGUCGAUCGUUUUCGAGAUGUAUGGUCGUCUUCUGUCGGCUGGUCACGUAUUUAUAUGUUAAAAUAGUGCCUUGAUAUGCCAUGUGUAAAAAUGAGAAAUAGAGAGGGAAACAUGCCUUCACUUUUUUAUAUAUGUUCGCCAGUUGGUGUGUGGAAUGCUUGUUGUUUGUGAACAUAAGAUACUGUGUAUGACCAUGACUGGAGACCAGAGAAUAAUAUUAAAGAUGAAAUGAACCAG